AUGAACCCAUCUGACGUUGAAGCCGCCGUGUGUCGCUCAGUUUCUGCGAGCAUCAUUGGUACUGCAUUUGCUAUGAGAGCCCCCUUGAGAACGUACAAGCUCGAUCCUAUCAUUCCCAACUGGAGAUUAAUUUCCCAAACCGAAGGGGAAAAGUCACCAGCAAUCGGCAUAAAGUCUCUUCCUGAUCUCCAAGCUGGACUAACCCUCACACCACCAUCUAUUCCAAUCACCUUCAAAUGUGCUCCGAAUCCUUUUGCCGAGGGCAGUGAGUGUAUCGUCUACCACGGCUAUGACCUAACCAGCAAGAGAGCAAUUGCUUUGAAAAGAUACAAACGAGUUGGAGCACAGUUUAACAGCCCCGCUUGUUACAUGUAUAAGAUUAAAGUACGUGCUAUUUGCACCACAUAUGCCACGCUCUUCAAUGACAAGACGAAGCCACCAGGGUCAGCCAGGCUGGAAGUAACCCCGGUGGAUGUGGUGUCCUGUCCUGGUCAAGACCACUAUCUCUUGGAGACCUUCCUGGACGGAAAGGUGGAGAAGUACAGCAACAACGCUGGCGUAGUGUGCAGCGAAUCUCCUCAUUCUGAGCUUCUGCAGUCUUUCAGCCACUUUACUUGGGUGGUGUCGAGGAAGUCCCUUGUAAUAUGCGACCUCCAGGGGAUAGAGUCAGGGUCAUAUUGUGUGACCCUAAUCGAUCCAGCAAUUAAUUCCCUCUCGGCUGGUUUCUAUGGACAAACAGAUCUCGGUCGAAAAGGAAUUGAGAGAUUUUUUGAGACCCACCAGUGUGGAACAGUUUGCAGAGCAAUGGGACUCAGUGGCCAGCUACUUUGA
Geodia barretti is the source of this 831-nucleotide messenger RNA. The record is from the annotation of a GenBank genome assembly. NCBI's taxonomy places the organism in Eukaryota, Metazoa, Porifera, Demospongiae, Tetractinellida, Geodiidae.